Chlorella variabilis is the source of this 1179-nucleotide messenger RNA. RefSeq lists its product as hypothetical. Lineage: Eukaryota; Viridiplantae; Chlorophyta; Trebouxiophyceae; Chlorellales; Chlorellaceae. Gene Ontology annotation, molecular function: ubiquitin-protein transferase activity. The record is from RefSeq and is a predicted model, not a curated record. Gene Ontology annotation, biological process: protein ubiquitination. The transcript is spliced from 2 exons. The coding region runs from base 1 to 1179 and encodes 392 amino acids.
AUGGAGGCGAUCCUGGCAGGGGCAGGCAGCCUGGCGGAUGGCGCCCCUGACGGCAAACAGCAGCCGUCUCGGCAGCAGCAGAAGCAUGAACAGCAGCUGCCAGCCGAGCUGGAGCAGCUGCGGGUGCAGCUGCAGGCCGCACAGAGCGCGGUUGAUGGGCAGCGCCUGCACGAACUGGCCGUUCUGGAGGACAAGCAGCGAGCGGCAGAUGCCGCUGCAGAUGCUCUGCUGGCCAUGGAGCAGGAGGAGCAGGCGCAGCAGGCGGAGCAGCAGGCCGCGCAGCAGGCCAAGAAGGCAGCCAAGAAGCAGAAGCAGCAGCAGAAGAAGAAGGAGCAGGAGGAGGCCGCGGCGGCGGAGCGGCGCGCCGCCGAGGCCGAGCGCCAGGCUGCCGAGGCGCAGAGGCAGCGGCAGCGCGAGGAGCAGCAGCGCAGGCAGCAGCAGCAGCGGCAGCAGCAGCAGGAGGAGCAGGCUGCUGCCGCGUCCAAGAGCAAGAAGAAGAAGCAGAAGAAGCAACCCUUGUCAGCGGGGCGCGUCGCCGAAUCAGCCACACCCGUUGCAGCAGCAGCAGCACCUCCAAACGGCAUGCACGCCGAGGGCCUUGCUUCGGAGGUUUGGGAAGGAGCAGCGGCAGCUGGCUGGGCGGCAGACGAGGCAGUCGUCUCACAUGCAGCGGGCCCCGGCCCAGCAGACGCAGCAGCAGCAAGCAGCGAGCAAGACCAGCUGGAUGAGGUUCAGUCCCUGCUGGCUCAGCUGAUGCCUGGCCUCUUCACAGGUGGCAGGCCCUCUGCAGCCCCAGGCGCAGGCGCGGCAGGAGCGGCUGGCGAUGCCAGCUGUAAUGCCGUCGUGGAGCAGCACCAGGCGCAGGAACAGCUGCAACAGCAGCAGCAGCAGCAGCAGCAGCAGCAGCUAGUGCAGCAGCCGGGCGACGAGCAGGACUGGCGCGAGCCAGCCCGCUCCUCCCGCCUGCCUGCGCCGCUGCGGGCGGUGCUGCAGUGCCCGCUCACGGGCUGCCUGAUGUCCGACCCCGUUGUGCUGGCGGACGGGCACAGCUACGAGCGCGGCGCGGCAGAGGCGUGGCUGGCGCAGAGCGGCUGCUCGCCGCUGACGGGCGAGCCGCUGGCCUUCACCGCCUGGCGCCCCAACCACGCCCUGCGGCAGCUGAUGGAGGAGGGCGUGUAG